Messenger RNA from Malaya genurostris, 1478 nucleotides. RefSeq lists its product as uncharacterized. The transcript is spliced from 2 exons. The record is from RefSeq and is a predicted model, not a curated record. NCBI's taxonomy places the organism in Eukaryota, Metazoa, Arthropoda, Insecta, Diptera, Culicidae. Bases 279 to 947 code for a protein of 222 amino acids.
UGUCAGUGUCAAACCAAUUAAACAUCUAUUGAUAACUGAUCCACGGAAAUCGAGCUAAGAAAAGGUUGUGCACUCCUAUUAUCACAAUAAAUGAAAGUAUUUAGUGUCUAACCAUAUAGAUAAGAUAACGGCGGUACAAGGAAAUACAGAUCAAUCAAAAUUUUUCACUGGGUGGAAGCCAUGGAAUAGCAAAAUUUAGUGGUAGUACUGUGAAACCAUCACGGAAAUUUUUUCUCUUGUUUUGAGUCAUUGCCAUUAUACUUUGGGAAACGUAGCAUAUGGAAAUGGAACCAGUCCCAGUAAAUCCCAGCGAUCUGGCAUUGCUCAAGGAACGUAUGAAACUCAUUGCGGAAGCUGAUCCGAAGCAGUAUCACAAUGAGUUUUCUUUGAAACGUUAUCUGCGUGCGUUUAAAACGGUGGAUGCUUCGUUUCAAGCAAUUCUUAAAACGAACAAGUGGCGUGAAGAGUAUGGUGUUGACAGAUUAGCAGACAGCCCGGCAAUUCAAGCCAACGUCAACAAGGCUCGGGUUCUGAAGCAUCGGGACUGUAUCGGGCGACCCGUUAUUUAUAUUCCCGCAAAAAAUCAUUCGUCUGAGCGGGAUAUUGAUGAGCUGACCAAGUUCAUCGUUCACUGCCUGGACGAGGCUUGCAAGCGUUGCUUCGAAGAAGUCACCGAUAACUUGUGCAUCGUGUUCGAUUUAGCCAACUUCAGUACUUCCUGCAUGGAUUAUCAAUUAAUCAAAAACUUGAUAUGGCUGUUAAGCAAGCACUUCCCGGAACGGUUGGGUGCUUGUCUAGUCCUGAACGCUCCUAUGGUGUUCUCCACUAUUUGGCCAGUGAUCCGGGGCUGGCUGGACGAAAACACCUCUAGCAAGGUAAUCUUCGUUUCAAGCGAAGAGGAUCUCUGCAAGUAUCUUAUUCCGGACAUUUUGCCGACAGAUAUGUAAGACGAGAUCAGUUCUGUUCAAAGAAAACAAAACGGUGAAACAAGGUAUCGUUCUACGUAGAACUAAUGCUAACUACCCACACUAAGAGAAAAUUAUUUUCUACAUAGAGAGAUUUAUUUUGACACUGUGUGAAGAUAUAUAACGCAAAUCAUUGUAAGACGUACUAGAGAAAUUAUUAGACAUUAUAGUUUAAUACCCGGAUCAAACAUAGUGCAAUUAAACGAGCGCGACUAUUUACACAUUAAUCUUCCUAUCGGAAUGAAGUAGGAAAACUUAGAUGGCACUAACUGACAAAAAUAAAACCCAGAAGCGUCUAACAUUCCUAUUAGUUCAAGAAACAAAAGUGGAUUAUUUUAGUUUUCCCCUUGAAUUAGAUAACCGAACAAGCAUUACUUCCAUACUAAUAAAGAAGGCACCGAACAUACUUACAUACAUAGACGGAAAGCUGUAGUGACGACUGUCAGAGAUCUCUGAAAUAGGUGGUUGUAUAAAAUCAUAAAGUGAAUAAACGUUUGUAACUGCAUACUGGAA